Gongylonema pulchrum is the source of this 279-nucleotide messenger RNA. The record is from the annotation of a GenBank genome assembly. Lineage: Eukaryota; Metazoa; Nematoda; Chromadorea; Rhabditida; Gongylonematidae.
CGGCCUCAUAUUCAUUUCUUGUCGGGUGAUUGCCUUUAGGUACGAUAUCAGACGAACAGGAUAUAUUAUUGUGACCAGUAUAAUCGAAGAUGACGAUGUGCUGAGGCCAGCAGUUGUGGAGGCUGUAUUAGGCCUGUGGAAUCUAAUUCAACAACUUACUGUUGAAGGAAGAAAUGAUACUGCUUUUGAUUAUUCGUCAAUUUGUGUUAAAUUUCCAAUAUCACCUGAAUUUGAUGAAAUACUCGCAAGCAUUCUGUUGCAAAAUUCGUCCAGGUAACU